Molecule: messenger RNA, 1691 nt
Organism: Caenorhabditis angaria
Lineage: Eukaryota; Metazoa; Nematoda; Chromadorea; Rhabditida; Rhabditidae
Source: the annotation of a GenBank genome assembly
AUGGGAAAACGAAAAUUGAAAACAGUCGAAAAAGAAGAAGCAGAAAUCUCCCAAAAAACCAAGAGAAUCAAGUUGAACGAUGGGGAAAAUCGGGAAAAAUCCGAAAAAUAUCGAGUCGCCACACAAGGAGUAAAUAUCACCAACAAGAAGAAUAAGAAAAUGGAUUUUGUCGAAAAUUGCGAAUUGACAUUCGAACAAGCGCUCAAAUUAACCGAAACGAAUCGGGGAAAAGGAAAAGGCGGUGGAAUUGUUAGGAAACAAUUAUUGAAGCACAUUUCACUUCCAUAUCAUUUGACUGACAAAAAAGCGGCGAGAACUGCAAUUGAAUUUAUUGCCAGGAAUACUGUUGGGAAAUAUAAGAAGGAGUAGGUGGACAUUUUGAAAAGGGCUGAUUCACGAACGAAAAAAAUGUUUUUUUUAACAUCGAAAGAUCAAUUCACGAAAAGUCGAAAAAACAUUAGUUUUUCGAGUUUUUCAGCCAAAAAUGAUGACAAAUCAAUAUUUUUCGAGCUUCUGGAGUGAUUUCUGAUGAAAAUAAGCUUCGAGAACCCUAUUUUGCUUUAUUUUAUGAAUUUUUUUCGAAAAAAUUAGCAAAACCUUCUGGAAAGUGAAUUCCAAGGUCAAUUUUCAUCAGAAAUCCCUCCAGAAGUUUGAAAAAUAUUGAUUUGUCAUCAUUUUUGGCUGAAAAACUCGAAAAACUAAUGUUUUUUCGACGUUUUUUGACUUUUCGUGAAUCAGCCCUAAAAAAACCUUUAAAAAAGUUUUUCUUCAGGGCAAAUGGUAUUGUUGUGGCUGUUGGUGAUAUUAAAAUUGUUUCACCGCCACGUGUCAUUGCUGAUCAAAUGGUUUAUCAUCAGGAUGUUUUGAUUGAACAAGUCGUAUUUACGUGGGUUUUUUUUGGCUGAAAAUUUGAAAAAAAUGAGUUAUGACGUGGCAAUGUUUGAAAAUUUUGAAAAAAAAGGUUUUCUAGCUUUGCCACGUCAUAACUCAUAUUGUGCCUGAAUCUGUGGCACAAAAUCUAUUAUUUGAAAAAUGUUUUGAAAAAUUACAGGGAAAACUUUUUUCAAAAAAUUUAUUAGAAAAUGUAUUUUGUUUAUUUUGAAACGUGACCUAUGACGUGGAAAUUUUGAAAAUCAUUUUGAGAAAAAUUCUAAUUUUUUGAACAGAAAUUGUGAAUUUUUGAUCCAUUGCUCAUGUGAACUUAAACAGCCCCGAAUUUUUCACUCAAAAUUUGGGAUUUCCGGCCAAUUUUGAGGCAUUGCUCAUGUUAACUUCAAAAUCUCCAUUUUUCCAGCCCAAAACUACACGAUGAAUAUGAAGCGGUUGUAAAAUUGGUGCAAAAUGGUUUCAUCGUGGCGGUUGUGAUGAAUUUGGUGACUGUUCAUUUGGCUCAAAAUGAGCACGCUGUUGGUGAGCGAUUUGGAAAAUAAUUUAGAAAAAUCUACAAAUUUCAGCCGAUGGUGUCGCUGAAAAUGAUCGAAUCAUGGUCAAAUAUUCGGCGAUGAAGAUCAAAAGUUCACUUUGUCAAUUGCACGGAACAUAUUCGGGAAUUGUUGAAAAGUUGGUUUUUUUUUUCAGUGAAAAAUGCUGAAAAUUUGUGGAAUUUUUGCAGGAAUCGCGUGAAUAAUCGAACUAGUUUUAAAGAAGAAGAGGAAGAGGAUUUUGGAGAAAUUGAUCAAUGUGAAGAAUAA